Penicillium daleae is the source of this 2616-nucleotide messenger RNA. RefSeq lists its product as uncharacterized. The record is from RefSeq and is a predicted model, not a curated record. The annotation marks the transcript as partial. The transcript is spliced from 13 exons. NCBI's taxonomy places the organism in Eukaryota, Fungi, Ascomycota, Eurotiomycetes, Eurotiales, Aspergillaceae.
AUGGAAGCGACGCAAGACAGGAAUCAAGGAAUCGACAAUGGCCGGCUUCAGGAUAGCCUGGCAGCUGUGAUCAAGCAGCUCCAAGAGCUUGCCGCCAUAAUGGGACGCUCAGACCUUUCCAAAGAUUCAAAAACCAAUUUGCAUCGACUACGCAGAUACGUCCUCAAAUUGAGCAAAUUCGAAUACCCAGAAACAAGGGUUGUCGGUCUCAUUGGAAAUACUGGCGUCGGAAAAAGCUCCGUCAUUAACUCAAUCCUCGGUGGUAACAGUCUCGCACGCACGAACGACGACAUCGGAGCAUGCACCUGCGUGAUAGUUGAGUAUCGUGCGUUGGAUCAUAGACACAAUCAGCUGUACACCGUUGAAGUCGAUUUCAUGGAUCGAAAUGAAAUGAAGGACUUCCUUCGAGAUCACCUGCAUAAUUACAGGCAGUGGUAUUUCAAGCUCGAGAAACCCAAAGUGCGACGUACCGCUGGUGCAGACUGGGAACGAGCUGGCAGUUCCGACAUCUCCGAUGAAGAAGAUGAUGCCGAGAUUGCCGGGCAAGAAGCUGACAAGCUCCAACCGGAUGAGAUUGUGAAACUUCAGAAGGCCCAACAAUCCGCGCGGGAGACGUUCAAGGCUCUGUUCAAAGGCCCCGAUGCGCCGACUAUGGAAGACCUUGUCCAGCAGAACAGCUUUGAGGCAGAGACUGCCAUUCUCAACACAUUGCUACAAAAGGCUAUAGAGGGGCUGUCUAACCGCCCCGGCGGCAAAGAGGCUACUCAAUAUACUGGGGCUUCAGACGGUCUUGAAAGUUGUACAGAGUUGCUCGACCUUCUGACCACUGAUUCUCAAGGCGACGCACCCUCAAUUUGGCCUUUUGUCAAGUUGAUCAGGGUAUAUCUGGAUUCUCCCAUCCUGAAGACCGGACUCGUGUUGGCAGACAUGCCAGGCCUACGAGACUUGAAUUAUGCAAGGCAAGAAGCAACCGAAAGGUACAUCCAAAGACAUUGUCACGUGCUCGGGUUUGUGACCAGAAUAUCUCGAUGCCUUUCGGAUGAGACAAUUGAAGAAGUCAACUGGAAAACGUGGACCGAGAUGCCAGCAAUUGUCGUCGUCACGAGAGCAGAUGAGGUUGGAGGCACUGGAAAUGACAGAGGUGACCGGCACGAUGAUCAAGUUUUGCGAGGUCUUGACGAUAGCAUCCGAAGCGUCAAGGAUGAAGGGAAAAGGGUCAGUUCAUCGAUGAAAAACGCCGAGAGUUCUCAAAAAGAAGAGCUUGUCGCGAAGUGGAUGGAAUUGAGUGAAGAGGAAUCGAAUCUGGCAUUCGAAAAGAGAAAAAUCCAGAUCCAGCAGCGGAACAACAAGACAAUAGCUAAAAUGGCUUCAAUGCCCUCGCGCAAGGACAUGAAGGUCUUCUGCGUCGGCAACAAUGAUUAUUUGGAGAACUGCAAUGGCGACAGCGAGCGAGAGAAGGCAUGUGUUGAACUCAGUGGAAUCCCACAACUGCGUCGCUAUUUUCAAUCCAUCCCUGCAGAAGCUCAAAUGAGCCACGUCGCCAAGUUCAUCCGAAUCGCAAUUCCGGCUGCUAUUUCGUCCGUUGAGUUGUGGGCCGAUGGGGCAUUCAAUGUCGAUGAACAGGAGAAAGCCUCCGGCAUCUCUGACGUUCUGAAAACGGUGCAAGAUGGACUCAUUUCGAUUAUAAGAUAUACUGAAUGCGGACAGGAAUUCAAGCCUGGUCGCGGACUUGUUGCGAGCACUCGUGUCGAUCUCGAGCACUUAUUCAAACGUCGUAUCCUCAGCGCAAUUGGUGAGUUCUCACUUCUGAAUUUUCCUUUUGUGGAUGUAUCUCACAUGCUGCUAGAUGAAUACCGUGUUGAAUGGGAAGAUAGAUGCGCUAUGCUCUUUAGCGGGUGGAAACAAUGGGCGCACGGGUCAUUUGCAGCGGCGUGUCGCAAACAUGGGAUACAUUCGACCCAAACCCUUGGCAACCACAACUGGAACACGGAGUUGAUCAGUCCAACACGCGAAAAGAUGACCAAUUCAUGGGAAGAAUUCAUGAAUUGUUUGGGACAACAGUCGGAUCGCCUUGCGAGUGAAAUCACCGAUCGGAUCAAUAAUAUCUGUGCACCAUUUCAAGUGGAAAAUGGCUUGCCCCCUAAUUCACGCAAUGGCCUUGUCAACGGCAUUCAAUUCCGAAAGGCAGAGAUAAUCGAGCACUUCCAGCACACUUUCGAGAAAAUCUUCAAAGAGUCAAAGAUCAUCAGGGAAAACAUGACCAAGGGCAAAAAGACCAAAACCGCUUUCAUCACGAAAUACAUGCUUCGCGCCUAUCAAUCUGCCAGUGCGCAGGGAGGACCUGGAAGUGAUGGGAGACGCAAAACGAUCAUGGAAGCACAUAUCACCAAUCAGCAAGGCCUAAACGAUGGUGGCGUCGUUGGUGGUUACUAUUCCCUUUCUCAGAAAGCGUGGACUCAGGCUCUCAAUCUACAUUUCAAAUCCCUUCAAAAAAGGGUAGGCGAGGUCGUGGACAGCGAGAUCAAUGAUCUGCAAGCAGUGGCUGCUGCAGAAGGGAAGAUGCCGGAAGCCGUCGAUGAUAGGGCAACUGCACGAGACGUCCUGGAACAGCUGAGG